Molecule: messenger RNA, 909 nt
Organism: Rotaria sp. Silwood2
Lineage: Eukaryota; Metazoa; Rotifera; Eurotatoria; Philodinida; Philodinidae
Source: the annotation of a GenBank genome assembly
ACGAUUAUACGUGAAAAUAAAAAUGAAUUUUUAAAAUCAGAUCAUGACAAUUUACAACAACAUCAUUUAAUCAUUUUGUCAAGAUUAAAUCCAUUGAUUGAACUAGAAAAUAUUUCAGAGCUUGAUAAUGAUGAAGAAAUAACGGUCAUAGGUCAAUUUAUAUGUGAUCAUGAAAAUUCAAUAGAAACAUCAAAAUUUUUAAAAAAUUCACUUAGCAUAGAAAAUGCUGAUACAAAUGAAUUGAAUGAGAAUAGAGAAGUACGAUUUGAAAAGGAAUGGUAUCAACAAACGGUUCAUGGUCUAGAUAUACCUAAUAAUAUAUUCGAAUGGAUGAAUGAUAAAUCAUCGAAAACAAAUUUAGGUGAUAUAUAUCAACUAAUUGAUUUAAAAAAAUCUGAACAAAAAUUUACAACGAAAAUAUUAGAUAAACGAAAAACAAUUCAUAAAUCAAUUCGAUAUUCUCAUCAACAGAUUUCAAAAAAGCAAUACUUAGAUUCACGUUUUGCCUGUGAAAAUGGAUUAAUAUCAAUUUAUGCUCGUAACAUUAUUUUGAACAUGUUAAAAGUUUGGUCAAAUAAUGAUUCAAAUUUAUUUCCUUUCGAAAAACUUGGUGAUUAUCCAUUUAUUGUAAAAUUAUUGCGAUUAUUGGAUUAUCAUUAUACAUAUAGAAGUACAUAUAUAGAUGAGAAUAUUGAUAAAAUAACUAUAUUAAUUCAGACAAUUAUUCAAUGCGAAGUAAAAGAAUUGAUUAAACAAACAUCGAUUAACAAAGAAAUCACAAUUAAAAUAUUACAAAGUAAAUCUCCUUUACUUUAUGAAUUACAAAAGGAUAUUAUUAUUCAAUGUAUUCGUUUCAUAUUGAAACCUUCGUCAUUGUUAUACGAAUUGGACAAUGAAAAAUCAUCGAUU